Molecule: messenger RNA, 948 nt
Organism: Opisthorchis viverrini
Lineage: Eukaryota; Metazoa; Platyhelminthes; Trematoda; Opisthorchiida; Opisthorchiidae
Exons: 6
Cellular component (GO): mitochondrion
Molecular function (GO): NAD(P)HX epimerase activity
Source: RefSeq, a predicted model, not a curated record
AUGCCCUAUAGGCACAGAAAAGAUUACAGCUUUGCGAUUUCUCUUUUGAAGGUCUUCGUUGUGGUGAGUUCCUCUGGACACUUUCUCCAGAAGAUAUUUCACUCCUUUCUAUUUCAGUUUCGGACCUCUGCGCUGUUGUUCUUCCGUCCCAGUGUUCUAAAAUUGCCUGUGCUUACUAAUCGGUCCUCAAUGAUCAGUUACCUCAAUCAGGCAGAUGCACAGCAGUUGGAUAACGAAUUGUUCACCGAAUAUGCUUACUCUGUGGAUCAGUUGAUGGAGCUUGCAGGCCUCAGCUGUGCUACUGCUAUUGCGAAAGCUUAUCCGCGUGACAAACUCCGGAUUACCAAUGGGGCUUUGCUGGUUUGUUGCGGACCUGGAAAUAACGGUGGUGAUGGACUUGUAUGCGCUCGCCAUCUGAAAAUGUUCAUGGCUAGUCAAUGGGGUUCUUCUUACAACCUGAUCGUGGAUGCGCUGUUCGGUUUUGGUUUCAAGCCUCCUGUUAGUGCAGAAUUCAGGACUUUAUUGGACUAUAUGUGUCAAGCGAAGAUUCCCGUGGUCUCAAUCGACGUACCUUCAGGAUGGAACGUUGAAGCGGAUGUGGGCGAAGUAGAAGAGGGCAGUUUGAAUCCGGAUUGCCUAAUCUCCCUGACCGCGCCCAAACUCUGUGCUCGGGCUUUUCGAGGACGAUUUCAUUUUCUCGGUGAAGUAGAACCCUGGACGGUGAACGUGGAACCACCUACGGCCUCAGAGGUUUACGAUUGCAUAUGUUCUCUCAAGCGCCACCGAGCUCCCGGUCCGGAUGACCUUCCACCCGCACUGUUCAAAGACGGGGGUGAAGUCCUCAGCCAGCGCUUGUCCGAUCUGUUUGCUUGCAUUUGGGAAACGGAGUCUGUCCCAGACAACUGGGGAGAAUCGGUGAUAGUGCCCAUUUCCAAAAAAAGGGCGCGC